Molecule: messenger RNA, 726 nt
Organism: Dibothriocephalus latus
Lineage: Eukaryota; Metazoa; Platyhelminthes; Cestoda; Diphyllobothriidea; Diphyllobothriidae
Source: the annotation of a GenBank genome assembly
AUGGAUUCUCCUAACCAGUACUUCGCCGAUGGCUCUCCCGAAAAUGAAAUAACCGACCUGUCAGCGAACGGUAUUUCAACACCAGAUUCUCAACACUUGGCCCUGGAGAACCUGCAAUUGCGUUUGGAAAACCAGCGUCUGCUAGAACAGUUGCACCAGCAAAUCCAUGUAAAGCUUGAGCUUCUCCUCGACAUUCAACGGGAACGUGAGUCUGUCCGUCUGCGUCUCAUCGCCGUGGAGAGUGACUACGAUGCCCAACUAAAGGAACUGCAAGGUGAAGUACUCAGUUUGCGCGAAGAUGUCCAAUCGCAGAAACGGCUGUUCAGGCAGAGGGAUCAGACUCACCAAGAGGCGAUGCAGAGCCUCUCUGAACGCAACACCGCCCUCGAGGAGAGUCUGGAGGAGUCGAAGCGGCAUGCCUCCAGUUUGACAGUUAAGGCAAAGGAGCUGCAGGACCAGUUGAUCUCCUCACGAGCGUCUAUCCAAUGCCAUGUGCAGCAGAUUGAAUCUCUGCGGGCUGAGAUUUCUCAGCUGAAGGAGGACAAGGCUUCAUUGGAGAGGCGACUGGCAGCAAUCACCGAGGAACGCGAUUGCCUCCUCAACGCCCUCUCGGAUGCUCAGCAGACAACUGCUUUGUUGCAAAGCGAAAAUGCCAACCAACAGUCUGUUGUAGGUUACCAAGUUGUAGUUGCUUUUAUUCUGUUAUAUUACGCUCUUAUUUCCUAA